Messenger RNA from Monomorium pharaonis (pharaoh ant), 3494 nucleotides. It is a transcript of the gene fat-spondin, whose product is annotated as spondin-1. Gene Ontology annotation, biological process: cell adhesion. Gene Ontology annotation, molecular function: serine-type endopeptidase inhibitor activity. Gene Ontology annotation, cellular component: extracellular matrix. NCBI's taxonomy places the organism in Eukaryota, Metazoa, Arthropoda, Insecta, Hymenoptera, Formicidae. The transcript has 12 exons. The coding region runs from base 386 to 2863 and encodes 825 amino acids. The record is from RefSeq and is a predicted model, not a curated record.
AAACGACACCCGCUAUACAAGCCCGCACGCAACGAUGCCGUCGGCCAGGAUCCUCAACCGAUUCCUCGUCCGAUCGGAAAUAUCCUCCUUGUGUCUACGAUUGACGAAUCAAAUUCUUUUCGAUUCCUUUCAAACGCUUUCCCUCGCUGUCUCUCAUGGUUUGCUCGUUGCUUCGUUGACGUGAUCUCCCAAGUUUAUCGAACGAGACAUGAAAGAGACGCGGAUUCGCGAAGAUCAAUCCGGGAUAACGGUCGAUUCGAGAUUUCUCUUCGCCGCCGGUUCUCCAAGUUCGAGAGAAGCCGCAGAACUCGCGUACCAUUAAAUAUUUGCGUACAUCAUCCUCUCUCGCGUUCGUUUAUCGUUGACGUUUCCGCGUUUAUCUCGAAUGCGCGUCGUUAGCCCGAGGCGAUACACGCUGACCCAAAACCGACCCCGUGACUCCCCGAUAAAGUCCCCUGGAACACUGGCCGGAUCACUGGGAGCGGACCACGCGAACCGAUCUCUCUCUCUCCCCAUUAGUGCUCGUCGAUUCGACCAGCGAGAACGUUCACGGGCGACUCAAAUCCGCCGACAAUCGAAAAUGUUAUUUCUAAUACUCACGGCGUGUCUCCUCGCCGUGUCUCACGCCGGAUGUCCCAUGAGGCCGACGGUGGAACAAACUUCCACAAGCAGAACAGCGGGAGACGGUGGCUACCGAAUUCUCGUCAGCGGACAGAGAGAGGACAGAUACAUCCCGAAUGCAAUUCAUACGAUUAGUCUGCAAGGCUCGCAAACGCACGAGAGGCUGCAACAAUUCACGCGUUUCACGCUCACGGUGCACUCGCAGCAUGCGCCGAACAAUCCCUUAGCCCACGUUGGUUACUUCCAGCUAUUUUCGGAUUCUUUGACUACUUUCAACGAAGAUUGUAUUAACACGGUCUCCGAGGCAAAUAAUUAUCCAAAGUCCGAGAUCCAAGUAAUGUGGCGGGCGCCUCAGGCCGGCUCCGGAUGUGUCAUUUUCACUGCGAUGGUCUUGGAGAACAAUGUACGAUGGUACGCGGAAGAUGGUACCCUUAUCAAGACGGUUUGCGAAUCGACAGACGCGGAAAUUGAAGUUGCAAACGAUACCAGAUGUUGCGCUUGUGACGAAGCAAAGUACUCUUUAACUAUGGAGGGCAUCUGGUCGAAUAGAACUCACCCGAAGGACUUUCCGUUUUCUAUCUGGUUGACUCACUUCAGCGACCUUAUCGGUGCAUCGCAUGAGCCAAAUUUUUCUUUCUGGGGUAAAGAUCACAUCGCGACCGACGGUUUUCGCCAGCUGGCCGAGUGGGGUUCCGCAACGGGCGUGGAAGCGGAAUUGAGAGAGCAAUCCAGACACCUUAGAACGCUUAUUAAAGCCGCCGGUCUUUGGUAUCCUAAUGUCAAUUCUAAUACAACGACAAGCUUUAGGGUAGAUCGACAGCACCCUCUUCUCUCGGUGGCUUCGAUGCUGGGACCAUCUCCGGACUGGGUUGUAGGAGUGAGCAAACUGAAUCUUUGUCAGAAAGACUGCACCUGGGCGAAGACUAUGAUAAUCGAUCUUUAUCCUUGGGACGCCGGUACCGACAACGGCAUCAGUUACAUGUCGCCAAAUUCCGAGACGAAGCCACGCGAGAAGAUGAAGCCGAUAACGACGUUUUAUCCGGAAGACCCGCGAUCACCGUUUUACGAUCCCUCUGGCAGAUCCAUGCAUCCACUGGCCAGACUGUAUUUAAACAGGGAUAAAAUUAUCCCCCGCGGAUGCAGCGAGGAACUUUUGCAGCAGCAAGUAACCGAGUUGGAAGUGGCUGAGAACACCGAGGACACGUCAAGACCGGAGUGCCAGACAACGGAUUAUUCGCUCUGGUCGUCGUGUUCAGUCACCUGCGGUAAAGGUUUAAGAAUGCGCACGAGGUCAUAUAGAAUGCCGGAGAAAGCCGUUAUGUUCAACUGUAACAGACAAUUGGUUUCGAAGGAGAUGUGUGUCGCGUCUAUUCCCGAAUGCUCGGGAGAAGAGGAGAACGACGACGACGUAAUCUUGCCACGGAGUGACGAUCCGCUUUGCGAGACCACCGAAUGGAGCGAAUGGUCCGAGUGCUCGAACACCUGCGGAAUCGGCUUAAAAAUGCGAACGAGACGGUUCCGCGAUCGUCGCGGUCGCAAACGGUGCCCGCUCGUGUCGCUCGUCGAGAAGGAGAAGUGCAUGGAGCCACCGUGCCAGGAGGGCGCGGAGGAGCAGCUCGAUCCUGUGUGCAAGGUGACGGACUGGUCCGACUGGUCGCCGUGCAGUGCUUCCUGCGGCAAGGGUGUGAAACUGAGGACCAGGCUGCUGAUGGUCGACCCGUCGCUGCAGACCGAAUGCUCCUCGCGCGUGGAAUUGCUCCAGCAGCGGCCGUGUCUUAUUCAGUCGGACUGUACUUUCGACAUGGCAACUGCAAAGGUCGUCUGCAUGGAAGACGCAGAUCCCGGCCCGUGCAGGGGCUACUUCCAGAGGUGGGCUUUCAACCCGCAGAAAUUAAUGUGCGUGCCCUUCGUGUACGGCGGAUGCCGCGGCAAUCGGAAUAAUUUCCUCACGUCGGACGAGUGCGGCAGUACCUGCGGUGUCGUGCGAGCUGUCCUUACCGGUCAGCCCUUUAACGCGACUAUAAAUCAAGAUCGAAUAUCUACGGACUCGUUGAAUCCUCCACCUCCUCCUGUGGAUUGCUUGGUAACCCGUUGGUCAAAUUGGUCACCGUGCAGUGUCACUUGCGGCGUUGGCCGUGCCACGAGUUACCGUAUCAUCGAGCGGGAAGCUGAAAAUGGUGGCCGUCCCUGCCCGACGAAGCUGCAUCGUCGUUAUCGUUGCGAGCUGCCGCCGUGCGAGUGAUACAUCGAGAAGAGGAAUGUAUCUACAUUUUGCAGUGACAUUUAAAUUAGGAUAUAUGUAGUAGAUUAAGGAUUAUACUCAGGCAAAGGAUGUAUCAAAAAAGAAAUUGUUUAAUUGCAUUUGCAAAGAGAUAAAUCUCUGUAAAUUUUAAUCUUAGAAUGUACGAAAUCUAAGCCAUAUACAAAAAUGCACAAUGUUUUAAAAUGAAUUAUUGUAUCCCGUGCAUAAUUUGAUUAUUUCUUAUAUUUUUUUCGCCUGCGCAAUUCUUAUUCUAUGUCAAAAGAUGCUAAGGUAACGAAGAAAUAUAGCUUGAUUUUAAAAUAUUUAAUUAUUAAAAACAUUUACUGAGGAUUUAUAUCAUAUAUUUUACUUUACUUUGAACAUUCAAAUUAAUAUUUUUAUUCAAAUUAAUCACUGUCUUUAUAGAUACACUAUGUACAUUAUUGUUAUUUGCCUUCUUUUAAAUUAAUCGUGUUAUAAACGCGAUAUAUACUAUGUUCUAUUUGCCUUAUAAACUGCUCAAUGCGAAAUUUGCCCUUUUUUUCUUUCCCUUAAAUUCUCUCUUUCUGAUAAAAUUCAUGUUCUAUCAAAUACGUAAAGUACGCGAACUAUUAAAAUGCAAUAUUUUAAA